AUGAAAGUUACUGAUGAAUGGAUCUGCACGUUAAUGUUGGCGGGUCUCCCAGAUUAUUAUCAACCUAUGAUAAUGGGAAUUGAAAGUUCGGGUGUGCAAAUAUCAGGAGAUUAUGUGAAAACUAAGCUUCUUCAAGACACAAAAUCUACAAACUCAAAAUCUUCAGCCCUCGUUACUAAGCCAAAUGUAGAAAAGCCUCAAAAUAAGAAAAACUUUAAGAAAACUCAAUGUUAUGGUUGUCGUGAGUAUGGUCAUAUUCAAAUAAAUUGCCCUAAAAAUAAAAACAAUAAUAAAAGUACUUCAAAGAAUACUAUGUUAGCUUCAUCUGCUAGAAGUACAAUGUCAAGUGAUUGGUAUUUUGAUUCAGGAGCAACAUCUCACAUGUGUAACAAUAAAUCUUUGUUCGACAAUUUAAGGACCUGUUCUGAAUUUGAAAUUAUGACAGCGAAUAAUUCUGUAAUGAAGGGGAAUUUAAUGGGUGAUAUCAAUAUGAAGGUCAAAGUUGGUGAAAAUCCUAGUGAUAUAAUUUUACGUGAUGUUUUAUAUCUUCCUGAUACUAAUUCAAAUUUAUUGUCAAUUUCCAAAAUAGUCAAACAUAAACAUAAGUUAAUAUUUGAUUCUAGUGGAUGCAAAGUCAUUGAUUCCGAUAAUGAAAUAAUUGCAAGAGGCUCAUUGAUACAUAUCAUCGUAUAA
Messenger RNA from Calliphora vicina (urban bluebottle blowfly), 693 nucleotides. RefSeq lists its product as uncharacterized. NCBI's taxonomy places the organism in Eukaryota, Metazoa, Arthropoda, Insecta, Diptera, Calliphoridae. Gene Ontology annotation, molecular function: zinc ion binding; nucleic acid binding. The record is from RefSeq and is a predicted model, not a curated record. Bases 1 to 693 code for a protein of 230 amino acids. The transcript has a single exon.